CAACCACACUUAUGCUCUCUCACUCUGUCUUUCUACUUCAAGAGCCAAGCAAACCGACCAAUCUCUCGCAUUGCGAUUCGUCAUAAAGAUAAGAAGAAAAAAGAAAAAACAACAGAAACAACAUCAACCAUGGCAUUGAACUCAUCUUCCUCGCAUUUGUCUUCAAUUUCGUUCCACUUCAAAAACCCUAGGUCUCCUCUCUCUGCAAAAAGACAUGUUCUACUCACUCUAUCCUCUCCCGAUGAAUCUCCCAAACCCUCUCUUCGCAUUUCAGCUGACUCCGCUCCCAAAGCCCGAUUCAUCGCCCGCCGAAGAGAGUCCGUGUCGGUUCGAGAGCUCGCUCGACCUCUCAUGGAGUAUAUGAGUUUGCCUGCGAGUCAGUACUCUGUGUUGGAUGCGGAGAGGAUUGAGAGAGUUGACAAUAGCACCUUCAGGUGUUACGUAUACAAUUUCAAGUUCUUUGCUUUUGAAGUGUGCCCUGUUUUGUUGGUUAGAGUUGUAGAGGAACCAAAUGGUUGUUGUAUCAAGCUCUUGUCCUGCAAGCUUGAAGGUUCACCAAUUGUUGUUGCACAGAAUGAGAAGUUUGAUGCUUCUAUGGUGAAUAGAGUAUCAUGCGAUAGGAAACAGAGCGACUCCUCGGUGGCUGAACUCACUUCAGAUACAGUUAUUGAGGUCAGCAUUGAGAUUCCUUUUGCAUUUCGACCAAUUCCCGUGCAAGCCAUUGAAUCAACCGGCACUCAAGUACUAGAACAAAUAUUGAGGAUUAUGCUUCCUCGCUUUAUGGCACAGCUUGUAAAAGACUACCAAGCAUGGGCGUCAGGAGAUGCCUCAAGGCAACCCCUUGGAACCGGUGAAAUUUAGGAUUGCAUAAAUGGGUAUGCAUGUGUAAUUGUUUGGUUUUUAUUUUAUUUUUUGAUGGCUUUUUUUGUGUUAUGAACAAUGAGUGUACUGCUACUAGGUACACCAUUGUUACAAUACAUGCCUUUUAUUCCAGAGCAAAAACCCGUAAAUGUAAUUUCCUAAAGGAAUAUUUGAUCUUGUUGCAACCAGCUCUAUUCAUAUUUAAUCAUGUUCAUGUAUUUUAAUUUUGGCCACUACAAGUUGUUUGAUA
Messenger RNA from Camellia sinensis, 1111 nucleotides. Lineage: Eukaryota; Viridiplantae; Streptophyta; Magnoliopsida; Ericales; Theaceae. The record is from RefSeq and is a predicted model, not a curated record.